AUGCACCCGUGCAGCGGCACCCGGGGCCGGCCGGCCUUGUCGCAGCCCCACCGGCUUGCCCACAGCGAGUCACGGCGGGGGCCGCCUGCGCUCAGGGCCCGGGGCCCGCAUCGUUGCUUGGCGGAGCUCCCGGCGGCCACCGAGCCCGUCAGGGACCGACCCCAGCACCGCCGCCCCCAGCCGGCCCCAUCCGACCAGGAAAUGGGCUGGCACAGGAAGUCCCGGCGGGAGCACCGCCCCCGGCAGCGCGGACGACCCGGCCAGGCCGCCCUUCACACCACCACCCGCAGCGGAGCCACCGAAGAGCGCGGCCGCGGCCCUCUCGUCCCACAGCGCAGCGGAGGGACCCAAGCCCUAUGGCGGGCAGCGGGGAAGGGCAGGCGGAAUGGCGGCCGCGGCCCGGCCGCGCAGGGCACGCUGGGUAGCGGCGGGUCCCGCUCAGCCCGCGGCGGGAACUACAACUCCCGGCAUGCAGCGCGGCACGGCCCGCGCGGGCGGGGGGCGCCGGUCCGGUGGUGCCGCGGGACAGGGCCUGGUGCCGUGGGGUCUGUCGCAGCCCCGCCGGCGGCAAGUGUGGCUCUGGCGGUCCCUCGGAGAGCGGAGGGAACCCUGGGCCGUAUCCUCCCCACGCCGGGAGGGAUGGCCGCAGAAAUCCUGUCAGCGAGGAGCCUCGGCCUGCGCUUUGCCGCGGUGGUUUCCGUUUAUUUUAGAGACUGUGCCCUUAAACUUGGCACUUUCCUGUCAAAAUAA
Messenger RNA from Indicator indicator, 750 nucleotides. RefSeq names its product bcl-2-binding component 3, isoforms 3/4-like. The record is from RefSeq and is a predicted model, not a curated record. NCBI's taxonomy places the organism in Eukaryota, Metazoa, Chordata, Aves, Piciformes, Indicatoridae. The transcript has a single exon. The coding region runs from base 1 to 750 and encodes 249 amino acids.